Myripristis murdjan (pinecone soldierfish) is the source of this 2457-nucleotide messenger RNA. RefSeq names its product nedd8 activating enzyme E1 subunit 1 (gene nae1). NCBI's taxonomy places the organism in Eukaryota, Metazoa, Chordata, Actinopteri, Holocentriformes, Holocentridae. Gene Ontology annotation, molecular function: NEDD8 activating enzyme activity. The record is from RefSeq and is a predicted model, not a curated record. The transcript is spliced from 20 exons. Bases 115 to 1716 code for a protein of 533 amino acids. Gene Ontology annotation, biological process: protein neddylation. Gene Ontology annotation, cellular component: cytoplasm.
CGGCGUGGAUUUGUGUCGAAAGUACGGAGGUGAAACUUGGCGCUGACAGCUUGGUGUCGAAUCGGUGGUGAUGAACACUAAAAUGCAUCUUUAAAGCUUCAUUCAUAAGCAACCAUGGCAGCCACCAAAACCUCAAAGGAACAGAGAUACGACAGGCAGUUGAGGCUGUGGGGUGACCAUGGUCAAGAAGCCCUCGAGAAUGCACAUGUUUGUCUCAUCAAUGCCACAGCAACAGGAACAGAGACACUAAAGAACCUAGUGCUCCCAGGUAUUGGAGCUUUCACCAUUGUUGAUGGCCACACAGUUUCUGGGGAAGAUGUUGGAAACAACUUUUUUCUCAGCAGCAGCAGCAUUGGAAAGAACAGAGCACAGGCUGCCACUGAGCUGCUACAAGAACUUAACAGUGAUGUAUCUGGAAACUUUGUGGAGGAGAAUCCAGACAAGCUCUUGGACAACGACCCAGAAUUUUUCCACAGGUUCACCCUGGUUAUCGGUGUCCAGUUGCCAGAAAGCACUUGCUUGAGGCUAGGCUCCGUGCUGUGGAGUGCAUCUGUACCUUUCCUAGUUUGUAAAACCUACGGCCUCAUCGGCUACAUGAGACUAGUUGUGAAAGAGCACACAGUGAUCGAAUCUCAUCCAGACAAUGCCUUGGAAGACCUGAGGUUAGACCAGCCCUUUGCCGAACUGAAGAGCCACAUCCAGUCCUACGAUCUAGAAAGCAUGGAGAAGAAGGAUCACAGUCACACACCAUGGAUAAUCAUUGUUGCCAAAUAUUUGGAGAAGUGGCUCAGUGAGCACAACUCUCAACCACCAAAAAAUUACAAAGAGAAAGAGGCCUUCAGACAGCUUAUUCGACAAGGAAUCUUAAAGAAUGAUAACGAUGUCCCUGAGGAUGAGGAAAACUUUGAAGAGGCUGUUAAGAAUGUCAACACUGCUUUAAACCCAACCAAGAUUCCUACAGCUGUGGAAGACUUAAUCAAUAGCGAGCAGUGUAGCAACAUCACAUCACAGUCUGCAUCCUUCUGGGUGAUGCUGCGAGCCAUCAAGGAGUUCAUUCAGUCUGAAGGCAAUGGCAGCCUACCUGUGAGAGGAACCAUUCCAGAUAUGAUAGCAGACUCUCAGAAGUUUAUCAACCUUCAAAAUGUUUACAGGGAAAAGGCCAUGCAGGAUGCUGCAGCUGUGUCCAAGCAUGUCGAGUGUAUCUUGCAGUCUGUUGGAAAGCCACCAGAGAGCAUCUCUGAAAAGGACAUCAGACUGUUCUGCAAGAAUGCAUCCUUCCUGAGGGUGGUGUGUUGCAGGUCUCUGGCUGAAGAAUAUAGUGUGGACUCAGUAAAUAAAGAUGAGAUCACCUCGUACAUGGACAGUCCAGAUAGUGAGAUGGUCCUCUACCUCAUGCUACGUGCUGUUGAUCGCUUCUACCAGCAGCACUCCCGCUACCCAGGAGUUUAUAAUUACCAGGUGGAGGAAGACAUUAGCAAGCUGAAGCUGUGUGUGAACAGUCUCCUGCAGGAGUACAGCCUCAACGUCAACAUCAAAGAUGAUUACAUCCACGAGUUCUGUCGUUACGGCGCUGCAGAGCCACACACAGUGGCUGCAUUUUUGGGAGGAUCGGCUGCCCAGGAGGUUAUCAAGAUCAUCAGCCACCAGUUUGUGCCCUUCAACAACACCUUCAUAUACAAUGCAAUGUCACAGACCUCUGCUACCUUCCAGCUGUGAACAGCCACCGACCACGAUUGAUUAAAGAAAUAUCUGUGACAGUAGAGCUGGACUGAAAGGAACUGAGUUAACGGCUUGCUUCGGUCAGUCCAUACUGUACACUGCAAAUCAGUCAAUUGAAGGAGGCAAGGAAGAUUACAUUUUAGUACAUUUGGCUGGGGUUACUGUUUACACCAAACACUUGCCAUCCCUCUCUGAACCAAGACGUGCAUCUUGUGAGAGAAAGAUCAAAAUUUAGACUCCUUAGGCGAAACGUAUUGCCUGUCAAACUUUGCCUUCUUUGAAAAUGUUAGGCUUCUGAAGGAGAGGAAAUCAAGGUGGCAUUCUUGGAGGAUUUCCUCCACUUUUUCUGUUCAAAAGACAAACAUAAAGAAAGCUGGAAAAGAAAUUAGAGAAUUCAAACAUUUGAGGAGAACCAUAUAUUUUCAUCUGGGAAAAAUGUAUGAGAUAUUACAGUGUAGCACUCUGUAUAAAUUAGUCAUAUCUAUCAUACUCAGCUAUGACUACAACAAGGUGGAAGAUUUUUGGAUAAAAGGAAAAAGAAAUUCCACUCUUUGAGCACAUUUAGGGUUUGGUUGUCAUGCAUUACAAUGAAAGCAUGGAUUGCUCAACCUGAUUUGUUUGUUUGUUUGUUAGUUUUUUCAGUGUCAAUGGAAAACAGAUCAGUUCUGUGUGGCAAAAAAGUUGCCAUGAUUUCAACUCUGUAUAGAUACAGCCUAAUAAAUACUGUGUUAGUAACCA